Molecule: messenger RNA, 833 nt
Organism: Galeopterus variegatus (Sunda flying lemur)
Lineage: Eukaryota; Metazoa; Chordata; Mammalia; Dermoptera; Cynocephalidae
Gene: SFT2D2
Product: SFT2 domain containing 2
Exons: 8
Coding region: 4-486 (160 amino acids)
Biological process (GO): vesicle-mediated transport
Cellular component (GO): membrane
Source: RefSeq, a predicted model, not a curated record
GGGAUGGACAAGCUGAAGAAGGUGCUGAGCGGGCAGGACGCCGAGGACCGGGGCGGCCUGUCCGAGGUUGUUGAGGCAUCUUCAUUAAGCUGGGGUACCAGAAUAAAAGGCUUCAUCGCGUGUUUUGCUAUUGGAAUUCUCUGCUCACUGCUGGGUACUUUCCUGCUAUGGGUGCCCAGGAAGGGCCUACACCUCUUUGCAGUGUUUUACACUUUUGGUAACAUCGCAUCAAUUGGGAGUACCAUCUUCCUCAUGGGACCGAUGAAUCAGCUGAAGCGAAUGUUUGAGCCUACGCGUUUGAUCGCAACUAUCCUGGUGCUGUUGUGUUUUGCACUUACUCUGUGUUCUGCUUUUUGGUGGCAUAACAAGGGACUUGCGCUCAUCUUCUGCAUUUUGCAGUCUUUGGCCUUGACGUGGUACAGCCUUUCUUUCAUACCAUUUGCAAGGGAUGCUGUGAAGAAGUGUUUUGCUGUGUGUCUUACAUAAUACACGGUCAGUUUUGCAAAGCUUUGGAAGGCACUAUGGACAGAAGCUGGUGGACAAUUUUGUAAAUAUCUUCUAAACUUCUCUCUUACAGACAUGUGCCUUUUAUCUUGCAGCAAUGUGUUGCUUGUGAUUUGAACAUUUGAGGGUUUCUUUUGGAAGCAACACCAUGUCUCAAAUCCAGAUGUCUAUAGCACACUGAGAGGUGGGUUCUGUAUCUUACGGAGUGGAACCUUCUUCAUGCACCCGUGUCCUCUUUGGAUGGUGUCCCACUGAAUUCUCAUAAAUGAAAACCUUGUUACGUAGCAGCAGAUAAGCCUGGUGAGUGAGUGAUUCCACGGAGGUGAGAG